Plenodomus lingam JN3 is the source of this 915-nucleotide messenger RNA. The record is from RefSeq and is a predicted model, not a curated record. Lineage: Eukaryota; Fungi; Ascomycota; Dothideomycetes; Pleosporales; Leptosphaeriaceae.
AUGUCAUUCAUUAAGCGAUUCUUACUCCGCAGGGUGACUGCUGUCGCAGUUGCGACUGCCGCGUCUUUGGUCAUAUACCUCUUCGUCCUCCUCGGUUGCAUAGGCAAAGGCGCCGGUAUCGACACCCUCCAGUGGGUGAACAUCAUCCAGACCGCCCAGAACAGCAAAGUCACUGGUGAAAUCAAAAUCGGCUACUUUGGAUUCUGCACCAACCUCCCAUCACCCGAAAACCCAACAGCCGAUCGCGUAUUCACAUGCUUCCCGCGCGGCAAACCCCCAUCCCACUCCAAUAUCCCCAUCGAACACCCCCUCUUCAUCACUGCCAAUUCACUGCAGAAAAAUGCUUUGUACCCGAUCCCCGCACUGGCUGCUGUAUUCUUCCUCCUGCCGCUACUCUACUACUUUAUCGCGGAGCGCCACGGCGGGCGCAAUGAAAAAGCCGCAAAAAUCUUGCUCGGCGUAUCAGUAGCUGUGGGGAUUGCGGGUGCGUUGACGAGCAUGAGUGCAGCACAAGCACUGCAUGUAUCGAGCGUGGUUUCGGGUGGCGCUACGGUUAUAAAUUCGGGGAGGUGGAUGAUGAUUAUGUUGUGGGUUGCAGCGUCCGCCCCCAGAUUCACCACCAGGGCCACCUACGGUUAUACCACGCAAACCACCAUCAGGAUCUUCAACUGGAACUUAUCCAAGACCGCCUCCAGGUCCCUCCAGGCUCCCCGGGAAUUAUCUGCUGAAAUACUGCAGCCUAGCUCAGGUGCUGAAGCUCCAAUGCUACCACCACUACCUGGUGGACCUAGUGGACCUGGUAGAACUCCUGGAACUCCCAGACACACAACCCAAGGCAGAUCCUCCAAAUCCCUCAGCUUCGGUGAAGUGGGCCCAGCAGCAUCUGCGAAGAAAGGCUCACUUCCAAGGGCAUAG